CUCAGAUCCAUUGAGUUGGGGUAACAUCGUCCACAUCGUCCGCAUCGUCGACCAAAGCGUGGCGUCCUCACCACUCCAUCAAAUUACCCUCGCGCCCAUCUUGGAUGUAGUGGAUGUACUCAGUGACCCAUGUAGUAGGGACCGAUACUGAGUACGGUUAUGCCAUUGGAGUGGUGCCGAGUUCCGAUGCGGAGAAAAAUGCUCGAAGAUCUGUUUUGUUAUGGCGUAUGCCACUCACUGCCACCUCCAUUGCCUUUUGGUACGGAGUACUCUGUUCGCUCUUGAGUUUCUAUCCUGGAAUUUGUGGCAAGGCUACGAGGAGAUACUAGUAUCAUUGUCGGAUAAUCAAGAUACGACUUAACCCUGGCUACUAGUAGCUCCCGGGUAGAGAGAAGACGGACACAGCCCACAACCAUCAUCCAUAUCCUGAACGUUGUACUGGUACUAGCUAAGGAGUCGACAAGAUGUCUUCGCAGGACAAGACAGUUGCCUUCAUCGGCAUCGGCGUCAUGGGUUAUUCGAUGGCGGUCAACCUGCGCGCGAAACUCGACUCGUCCUACACUCUUCUGAUCUGCGACGUGUCGAGCGCGCUGAUCCAGAAGUUCCAGUCCCAGAUGUCCGGCCAGGGCCCCGUCGAGGUGAUUUCGAACGGCCGCGAGGCCGUGUCCCGGGCCAACACGGUCAUCACGAUGCUGCCGACGGCCAGCGCGGUCGAGAAAGUCUACCUCGACCCGUCGACGGGCAUCAUCCCAGGGGCGAUCGAGGCCAGCAAAUCGAACCCGCAAAGGAAAUUGAUCAUGGAAUGCGGGACGAUCGAGACCGCGACGAUCCUGAAAGUCGCGCAGGCGACCAAGGACGCCGCAAGCCAACUCCAACCCGGGUCCUCGGGCGACGCGAGGCUGGACUUUGUGGAUGCCCCCGUGUCGGGAGGACCGAUGGGCGCCGAGGCCGGCACGCUGACGUUCAUGGUCGGCGCGACGGCCAAGGAGCCCUUUGAGCAUGCCAAGAGCUAUCUGCAGCACAUGGGCAAGAAGGACAGCAUCUUUCACUGCGGCGAUGUCGGCGCGGGCACGGCGUUUAAAGUGAUUAACAACUAUCUUUCGGCCAUCACAUCGCUGGCGGCCAGUGAGGCGCUGAACAUCGGCGCCAAGAUGGGCUUGGAUCUCAAGUUGUUGACCGACGUGAUCAAUGUGAGUGGCGGGCAGUGCUGGGUCACCAGCCAGAGUAACCCGGUGCCCGGGAUCCACGCGAAUGCGCCGGCGAGUCGCGGCUACGAGGGCGGCUUCAGGAUCGAGCUGUGUAAACAUGUGCUGGAGAUGGGCAGCAGUUUGGCCGAAAUGGUCGGCGCAAGGACCGUGCUGGAUAAGCCGACGCUGGGGGCGUUCGAGGAGGCCAUGAGCGACGAAAGGUAUAAGGGCAAGGAUGCACGCGUCGUGUAUAAAUGGUUGAAUGACCAGGGGCGGUAGAGGGCACCCGGAGGGGAAUAAAUAAACACUACGACUACCAGUAGCAGUGGGUAGAGAAGGUGAAAAAUCAAAAGAUGUCUAAUACUAGUACUAGCACUAGUAUCAGUUCUACGACCAUGAGCUACAG
Exophiala xenobiotica is the source of this 1593-nucleotide messenger RNA. RefSeq lists its product as uncharacterized. The coding region runs from base 465 to 1466 and encodes 333 amino acids. Gene Ontology annotation, biological process: L-valine catabolic process. Gene Ontology annotation, cellular component: mitochondrion. The transcript is spliced from 2 exons. NCBI's taxonomy places the organism in Eukaryota, Fungi, Ascomycota, Eurotiomycetes, Chaetothyriales, Herpotrichiellaceae. Gene Ontology annotation, molecular function: NAD binding; 3-hydroxyisobutyrate dehydrogenase activity; NADP binding. The record is from RefSeq and is a predicted model, not a curated record.